CCUUUAAUUGAAGCGGAAGUGCGGAAGUUUCUACUUCCUGCUGCGAGCUUAAAUGGCAGCCUACACUUUGGCCACGCUUGCCCUGUAAAAAACAAAAAAAAAUAGUUUUUCAUCUCUGUUAUCAUCAUUAUUAUUACAACAUAUUCACUCGGUCGUCUGAAACCAUGUCCGGGCGACAAAAUAACAAGCUGCCAAACAACUUGCCACAACUGCAGAAUCUUAUCAAAAGAGAUCCACAGUCGUACGUGGAAGAGUUUCUUCAGCAGUACCGACACUACCAGUCCAAUGUACAGAUCUUCAGACUGCAGCCGGACAAGCCGAACAAGGAGCUGGCGGACCUCGUCAUGUUUCUCGCCCAGGUUGGUCACUGCUACCUGCAGCACCUGUCCACCUUCCCUCAAGAGCUGUCUGAGUUACUACUCAGUCACCACACAGUCCUAGAGCCAGACUUGAGGAUGACCUUCUGCAAAGCGCUGAUUCUGCUGAGGAACAAAGAUCUGGUCAACCCCACGGGCCUCCUGGAGCUCUUCUUCGAGCUGCUGCGCUGUCACGACAAACUGCUCAGGAAGACACUGUACACACACAUUGUUGCUGAUAUCAAAAACAUAAACGCUAAGCACAAAAACAACAAGGUCAACACAACGUUACAGAACUUCAUGUACACCAUGCUCAGAGACAGUAAUCCCAUUGCAGCAAAGAUCUCUUUAGAUGUGAUGGCGGAGCUAUACAAAAGAAACAUAUGGAAUGAUGCCAAAACAGUCAAUGUCAUUACAACAGCAUGCUUCUCCAAGGUGACGAAGAUCCUUGUUGCAGGUCUGAAAUUCUUCCUGGGCAAAGAUGAAGAUGAAAGGAAUGACAGUGAUUCAGAAUCAGAGACAGAGGGACCGUCAGCCCGAGACCUGAUGGUGAGAUACUCCACGGGCAAGAAAACCUCCAAAAACAAGAAGAAGAUGGAAAAAGCAAUGAAAGUCCUCAAGAAACACAAGAAAAAGAGGAAAGCAGAGGUGUUCAACUUUUCUGCCAUUCACCUGAUCCACGAUCCUCAAGAUUUCUCAGAGAAACUCUUGAAACAGUUGGAAGACUGUAAAGAGCGCUUCGAGGUGAAGAUCAUGAUGAUGGAGCUCAUAUCCAGACUGGUUGGAAUCCAUGAGCUCUUCCUCUUCAACUUUUAUCCCUUCGUCCAGAGGUUUCUUCAGCCCCAUCAAAGAGAGGUGACAAAGAUUCUCCUGUGCACUGCCCAGGCUUCCCACCAGCUCGUCCCCCCUGAGAUCAUCGAGCCUGUGAUCAUGACCAUCGCAAAUAACUUUGUGACAGACAGGAACUCCGGGGAGGUCAUGACUGUCGGUAUUAAUGCAAUUAAGGAGGUGGCAGCCCGCUGUCCGCUCGCCAUCACGGAGGACCUGCUGCAGGACCUGGCUCAGUACAAGACCCACAAAGACAAGAAUGUGAUGAUGUCUGCCAGGGGACUGAUCCAGCUGUUCAGGAAUCUAAAUCCACAGAUGCUGCACAAGAGGGACAGGGGGAGACCGACCGAGGCAUCGGCAGAGGCCAAGAUCAGAGACUACGGAGAGCUUGAAGCUAAAGACUACAUCCCUGGAGCUGAAGUCCUGGAGGUGGAGGAGGAGAACAAAGAGGGAGAGGAGGACGAAGACGGCUGGGAGAGUGCCAGUAUAAGUGACGAUGGUGAAGAUGGGGAGUGGGUAGACGUUCACCACUCGUCUGAUGAAGACACAGGAGAAGUGGCGGAGAAGCUUCAGAGUAUGCCAGUUGAGGAACGAAAAGCCAAGGCAGCGGCGGUCAGCGGCAGCAGGCUCCUCACUCAGGAUGACUUUAAGAAGAUCCGUCUGGUCCAGAUGGCCAAGGAGGUCAAUGCUGCGCCAGGCAAGGGCCAGAAGAGGAAAAAUGUGGACAGUGACAACGAGGGUGAGAACAGAGGGGAGCUGCUGACCUUGAGGAAUAUUGAGAAACUGCAUAAGAAACCAAAAGCAGACAAGGAAACACGCCUGGCAACGGCAAUGGCGGGACGGACGGACCGGAAGGAGUUUGUCAGGAAGCGAAGCAAGCUGAACCCACACGCCAGCACCAGCAACAAGGAGAAGAGGAGGAAGAAGAACUUCAUGAUGAUGAGACACAGUCAGAAUGUGAGGACCAAGGGCAAACGCUCCUUCAGAGAGAAACAGCUUGCUCUCCGGGAUGCACUCCUAAAAAAGAGGAAGCAGCACAAGUAGGACCCGUGGAGAUAAUCCUGGCGUUCGGAUGGCCAUCGCGACCUGCUCUUUGACUAUGUCAAAUGUUGUUAUACAUCCUCCGAGAGUCCUGUAAAAAACUUUUUCAGCUUAUUAAUGUAUUAUUUACAGUGGAUAACCUGCAUAGAUUUACAUCGUUCUCAAAUAAAUCAUCUU
Messenger RNA from Xiphias gladius (swordfish), 2402 nucleotides. It is a transcript of the gene sdad1, whose product is annotated as SDA1 domain containing 1. The record is from RefSeq and is a predicted model, not a curated record. The transcript is spliced from 22 exons. Gene Ontology annotation, biological process: ribosomal large subunit biogenesis; ribosomal large subunit export from nucleus. The coding region runs from base 165 to 2228 and encodes 687 amino acids. Gene Ontology annotation, cellular component: nucleolus. Lineage: Eukaryota; Metazoa; Chordata; Actinopteri; Istiophoriformes; Xiphiidae.